AGAAUCCUUGGGAAGCCUCUACCCCCCAUUGAAGUUGACAUUUAAAAUAGUUAAGGUAAGGGCAAGGGUUAGGUAAGGCUUAUGGUUAAUGUUAAGGUUUACGAUAUGGACGUCCCAAGGAUCCUUUAUUGCACUGACUGACCGAUCCUAGAGUGGAGCGCAAGCGAAAGGCACAAGAGAGAGAAUGAAAAAAACUGCGUAGCGAACAGUUAGAAAGAGACGGGAGAGGUUCAUUUUCUGGGUCGUGCGUACGUUGCGGAGCUUUCCCUUACUUUUAUGCAAAAGACAACUCAAUUGAUCGUCCUGUCAAGCUGAGUAACAGUGUGUUGUCCAGUCCAAGCAGAGAUUAAACCUGUAAGGUUUGGGGUGCUCCUCUUCAUAAUAUCCUGCUAUUACAUGGUAGCAAAGACCUGAAGACAAGAGGGUGUGUAAGAUGGCAGUGUGGAUCCAGGCCCAGCAGCUCCAGGGGGAUGCGCUGCACCAGAUGCAGUCUCUCUAUGGACAGCACUUCCCCAUCGAGGUGCGCCAUUACCUGUCCCAGUGGCUCGAGGGCCAACUCUGGGAUGUGAUCGAUCUGGAGAACCCCCAGGAGGAGUUUAAGGCCAAGCGUCUGCUGGACAGCCUGAUCCAGGAGCUGCAGAACAAGGCUGAGCAUCAGGUGGGAGAGGAUGGCUUCCUGCUCAAGAUCAAACUGGGACACUACGCCAGCCAGCUCAAGAGCACGUAUGACCGCUGCCCUCUGGAGCUGGUGAGAUGCAUCAAACACAUCCUGUACACGGAGCAGAGGCUAGUCCGAGAGGCCUCUAAUUCGAGCUCCCCAGUGGGAGGGAUGAUGGACAGCAUGUCCCAGAAGUACCAGCAGAUCAACCAGGUAUUCGAGGAGCUGCGCUUGCUGACCCAGGACACAGAGAACGACCUGAGAAAGCUCCAGCACAACCAGGAGUACUUCAUCAUCCAGUACCAGGAGAGCCUCCGCAUCCAGGCCCAGUUGACCAGCCUGGCCACACUGCCCCCUGCUGACAGACAGCUGAGGGAGCCCACAUUACUGAGCAAGAGAGCCACCGUGGAGGCCUGGCUCACCCGGGAGGCCAACACACUACAGAAAUACAGACUGGACCUGGCAGAGAAGCACCAGAAGAGCCUGCAGCUACUGAGGAAGCAGCAGACCAUUAUCCUGGAUGACGAGCUGAUCCACUGGAAGAGACGGCAACAGCUGGCCGGCAACGGGGGUCCUCCAGAGGGGGGGCUGGACAUCCUGCAGUCCUGGUGUGAGAAGUUGGCAGAGACGAUCUGGCAGAACAGGCAGCAGAUCAGGAGAGCAGAACACCUGAGACAACAGCUUCCCAUCCCCGGCCCCAUCGAGGAGCUACUGAACGACCUCAACAGCACCAUCACAGACAUCAUCUCAGCACUGGUCACCAGCACCUUUAUCAUAGAGAAGCAGCCUCCCCAGGUGCUGAAAACCCAGACCAAGUUUGUUGCCACAGUGCGUCUCCUAGUGGGCGGGAAGCUCAAUGUGCACAUGAACCCCCCGCAGGUCAAGGCCACCAUCAUCAGUGAACAGCAGGCGAAGGCCUUGCUCAAGAACGAGAACACCAGGAAUGACAGCAGUGGAGAGAUCCUUAACAACAACUGUGUGAUGGAGUACCACCAGGCCACAGGAACACUCAGCGCCAACUUCAGGAACAUGUCUUUGAAGAGGAUCAAGCGCUCGGACCGGCGAGGGGCGGAGUCUGUGACAGAGGAGAAGUUUACCAUUCUGUUUGAGUCUCAGUUCAGCGUCGGGGGUAAUGAGCUGGUCUUUCAGGUUAAGACGUUAUCACUUCCUGUGGUGGUGAUCGUCCACGGUAGCCAAGACAAUAACGCCACGGCAACAGUGCUGUGGGACAACGCUUUUGCCGAACCCGGUCGGGUGCCCUUCAUAGUGCCUGACAAGGUGCUGUGGCCCCAGCUGUGUGAGGCCCUCAACAUGAAGUACAAGGCAGAGGUGCAGAGUAACCGUGGCCUCUCAGAGGAAAACCUGGUCUUCCUGGCCCAGAAAGCCUUCAGUAGCUCCAGCAUCAACCCUGACGACUACCGCGGCAUGACCAUGACCUGGUCCCAGUUCAACAGGGAGAGUCUGCCUGGCAGGAAUUUCACAUUCUGGCAGUGGUUUGAUGGGGUCAUGGAACUCACAAAAAAACAUCUCAAACCACACUGGAAUGAUGGGGCGAUCCUGGGAUUUGUGAACAAGCAGCAGGCCCAGGACAUGUUGAUGUCCAAACCCAAUGGGACCUUCCUGCUCCGCUUCAGCGACUCUGAGAUCGGAGGGAUCACUAUCGCCUGGGUGGCUGAGAAUCCCAACAAACCAGGGGAGAGGAUGGUGUGGAACCUCAUGCCCUACACAGCCAAAGACUUCUCCAUCCGCUCUCUGGCUGACCGCAUCAGUGACCUCAACCACCUCCUGUUUCUCUACCCAGACAGACCCAAGGAUGAGGUCUUCUCCAAAUACUACACGCCACCCCUGUCCAAAGCAGUGGAUGGAUACGUGAAACCGCAGAUCAAACAAGUGGUACCAGAGUUCACCACGACCAAUCCUGACCCAGCAGCAAACCCCACCUACAUGGAUCACGGAGCCUCCCCUGUUGUCAGUCACCCUCCAAACUACGGCAUAUACCCGCCUAUGAGUGACUCCAUGUUAGAUGCAGACGGUGACUUUGACCUGGAUGACACCAUGGACGUGGCGCGACACGUUGAGGAGCUGCUGCGGCGACCGAUGGAGAGCCAAUGGAGCGGCCAGCAGUCGUGACCCUCAAUCUCUGACCCCUGACACCAACAAAAGAACCCCGCACCUUUUGACAUUUCUGAUGGUUUAAUUCCAUUCCUUUCCUCCUGUUUUAUUUCAGAUAGCUAUAAUGUGAAAUGUUAAUAAUGUUUGUGAAUCUUUUUUUCUUUUUUUCUUCUCAGCAAGCGAACUGCAUGUCAGUGACCUUUUUUCAGUUUGUCUCGGUGCGUAUCUGUGAAACAGACUAGGUAUAAAUGCAAAAAAGACGAUGUUACAGUAUUGUAUAAAAAAAAAAUCAUUCAAU
This is a messenger RNA of Oncorhynchus tshawytscha (Chinook salmon), 3068 nucleotides long. RefSeq names its product signal transducer and activator of transcription 5B-like. The transcript is spliced from 21 exons. Bases 434 to 2788 code for a protein of 784 amino acids. Gene Ontology annotation, biological process: regulation of transcription by RNA polymerase II; growth hormone receptor signaling pathway via JAK-STAT; regulation of cell population proliferation. NCBI's taxonomy places the organism in Eukaryota, Metazoa, Chordata, Actinopteri, Salmoniformes, Salmonidae. Gene Ontology annotation, molecular function: RNA polymerase II cis-regulatory region sequence-specific DNA binding; DNA-binding transcription factor activity, RNA polymerase II-specific. The record is from RefSeq and is a predicted model, not a curated record.